UAUGUACUGCAGUCCCACGCUCGUGCUAUAAGCAAUGCAGACAACUCCCGUGCAGUCCUGCGGUGCUUGUCCUUGGUGAGGAAGAAGCGUGGUGAGCGUGGAUGAGAUUCCUCAAGCCGCCGCUGCUACUCGGCAGUGGCAGGCCUAGUUCUAGUCAUCAUGGCGGACGACAUCAAUAUGCACUGCUUGACCAGCAGCAACGGCUUUGGAGCAGGGAAAUCGGGGUACUGUUCAUUAUGGUGGUGACUUUGGCAGCCGUCACGGCCCUUGUGGUAUCCGGAUCUUUCGCCCAUGCUCCUGCCUACGCGAAGGCCUCUGCCGGCUGUGAUUCAGUUCAGUCAGGAUACCAAUGUCAACCGCAAAUCUCACCCUUCUGGGGUCCAUACAGUCCUUUCUUCAGCGUGCCCUCUAGCAUCUCCAGCCAUGUGCCACGCGGUUGCACAGUCACCUUUGCCAACAUCCUGUCCCGUCACGGUGCCCGCGAUCCCACUGCUUCCAAGACAAAAUUGUACAAUGCCACCAUCCAGAAGAUCCAUGCCAAUACCGAACGCUAUCCAGACAAAUAUGCCUUCCUCAAGGACUACCAGUAUGAUUUGGGAGCUGACCAGCUUACGCUCUUCGGUGAGCAAGAGAUGAUCAACUCGGGAACCAAGUUCUAUCAAAGAUAUGAGCUCCUUGCGAACCACGUCACUCCCUUCAUCCGGUCAUCUUCUGAAGACAGAGUGCUGGAGUCCGCCUUGAACUGGACACAAGGCUUCCAUAGUGCGAAGAAAGCCGAUCCUCUCACACUCGGCCGCGAUUCAGCAUACCCGUAUCCCAUUGUCGUCAUAUCAGAGGCUGAAGGAUCCAACAACACUUUGAGCCAUGAUCUUUGUACCUCCUUCGAGAACGGACCGGACAGCACAAUUGCUGCGAAUGCGCAGAAGACUUGGGCUGACACCUUCGUUCCGGCUAUCCAAACUCGCAUCAACAAUGAUCUGCAGGGCGCCAACUUGACGACCACUGAGAUCAUUUACUUGAUGGAUUUGUGUCCUUUCGACACAGUAGCAUCUCCGAACGGCCGAGUCUCUCCAUUCUGCGCGUUGUUUACAGAGACUGAGUGGCAUCAGUAUGGCUACUAUGAGACAUUGAACAAGUACUACGGCUACAGCUAUGGCAAUCCACUCGGUCCUACUCAGGGAGUCGGUUAUGCCAACGAGCUGAUUGCUCGCCUUACGAAUAAGGCCGUGGACGAUGCGACAAGUACGAACCACACCCUGGACGACAAUCCCGCAACAUUUCCCCUCCGUCGCGGCUUGUAUGCAGAUUUCAGCCACGACAACGACAUGACUGCCAUCUUUUCAGCUCUCGGUCUCUACAAUGGCACAGAGCCACUAUCGAACAGGACUCUGACAGAAGCGGACCACGCCAAUGGCUUCAGUGCAGCUUACACCGUUCCAUUUGCUGCGAGAGCUUACUUCGAAAAGAUGCUCUGCGUGGGAAAGAGCGAGGAACAGGUCCGAGUGAUCAUCAAUGAUCGUGUUUUGCCACUGCAGCAAUGCGGAGGAGACCGUCUCGGGCGCUGCUCCCUCGGCAAUUUUGUGGAUAGUUUGGGUUUCGCGAAGAGUGGCGGUCAUUGGGAUCAAUGUUUUACAUAGGUCUGCAUGGUCUUUACUGCAUCCAGUCGCGUAGCGGAGCUCGAUAGUAGAUCAACACAGCUGCAGAGCGGCCCCUUCC
This is a messenger RNA of Pseudocercospora fijiensis CIRAD86, 1716 nucleotides long. RefSeq lists its product as uncharacterized. The record is from RefSeq and is a predicted model, not a curated record. Bases 102 to 1637 code for a protein of 511 amino acids. Gene Ontology annotation, molecular function: acid phosphatase activity. NCBI's taxonomy places the organism in Eukaryota, Fungi, Ascomycota, Dothideomycetes, Mycosphaerellales, Mycosphaerellaceae. The transcript has 2 exons.